AUGUCAGUGGAAACUGGUUCUUCUCUCAGGACUUUAUCAAAAUCCUUGUCAAACAUUGAAGUAUUUGUAAACAGAUUGGACUCUGUGGAAUCAGUCUUACCAUAUGAAUAUGAUGUGUUUGACUUCUGUCAGAAUGAAACUGAGAAAAGACCUUCGGAAAAUUUGGGACAAGUAUUAUUUGGAGAGAGGAUUGAGUCAUCACCAUAUAAGUUCACGUUUAAUGAACCUGAAGCAUGUAAGCUUGUUUGCAUGAAAUCCUACAAUCCAAAAGAUAAGCCAAGUGCAGACAAGUUGUCUUUCAUAAAGAAAGGAAUUCUUCUGAAUUACCAACACCAUUGGAUUAUUGAUAACAUGCCUGUCACAUGGUGUUAUGAUGUGGAAGAUGGCCAAAAAUUUUGUAAUCCUGGAUUUCCAAUCGGAUGCUUUGUUACUCAGGAUGGCCGCCCAAAAGAUGCUUGUGUCAUCAAUAAUUACAUAGAAUUUGCAACGUAA
Molecule: messenger RNA, 492 nt
Organism: Rhincodon typus (whale shark)
Lineage: Eukaryota; Metazoa; Chordata; Chondrichthyes; Orectolobiformes; Rhincodontidae
Product: transmembrane 9 superfamily member 2-like
Exons: 6
Coding region: 1-492 (163 amino acids)
Biological process (GO): protein localization to membrane
Cellular component (GO): membrane
Source: RefSeq, a predicted model, not a curated record